CGUCAUAAAGGUAGUUUUGGUUUGAGAUUUGAUCAUCUGCAUUCUGUGAAUCUUUGGAGGACCGCAAUUUGUUCGUUAAACGGGACUCUAUAAGGUGCCUAGGCCUAUGGUUUGACGAGGGUCCUGCGGGCAUACAUUCUGGGAUAGCAUGUGCACGGUCAAUUUGAGAACUCAGGCCAUGCUGGCUGUUCUAUUCCUCCUAUCUCUCCUUGUACAAUUGGUGUUGGCAAACGUUGAGAAGACAAUUUUUAUCGCACCCCAACCAGACUCCGCUGAGCUGCCAUCAUCAUUAUACAAUGAGGAAUUCUCCGGAUUAGACGCACUCUCUCCAUCUAUACCGUCGAUUAGGAGACAUCUCAACGCUUCUUUUCCAUCCGAAACCGCUCCCAUGGGAGCGAAAUCCUGGGUUCAUCUCCUUAACUUGAAUCCUGGGCAACGAUAUGAAGUCCGCAUAUGCUGGCUUGCAACCCAACCGACAUCUUUCCAUCUCAGGACAUUCGCAGUAUCUGAUGUCCUCGAUUUCCCUUCCUUGUCAUCUUCUUUAACAGAUUAUUCCGCUGUCAAGCUCGCCGAACAUUCUCCACCCUCAAGAUUGUCAUCUGCAUCGCCAAGUACAUCAUCAUUGUUGCUUGUCAUUGAUGCUGCGGCAGACUAUUUCACACUUAAUGAGACACUUAUGGAUCACGUUCCGCCCGUCGUUGUGGAUAUUAUCCUUGACCCAUAUCUCAUGAACAUCUUCCCCAAAUCCCUAGUGCCCACCGCCCUGUAUGUUGCCUUGGCGACAGUUGUUGCUUGGUGGGCAUUCCGCUUCGUUCAAUCCUGCGUGAGCGGAAUUGUUAACAGCGCGAAUAUGGAGACGAAUACAGAGAAGAAAUCAAAGUAAUAACCCACCAUGAUUCUCAUGGAUGGACACUCAUCCAUUUUGCAACUACAAAAUAUCCUUAAUAUAUUGGUUACAGACCAAUAUUUCCA
Messenger RNA from Coccidioides posadasii C735 delta SOWgp, 972 nucleotides. RefSeq lists its product as uncharacterized. Gene Ontology annotation, biological process: GPI anchor biosynthetic process. Gene Ontology annotation, molecular function: mannosyltransferase activity. Gene Ontology annotation, cellular component: endoplasmic reticulum membrane; mannosyltransferase complex. The record is from RefSeq and is a predicted model, not a curated record. NCBI's taxonomy places the organism in Eukaryota, Fungi, Ascomycota, Eurotiomycetes, Onygenales, Onygenaceae.